Messenger RNA from Populus trichocarpa (black cottonwood), 1648 nucleotides. Its product is annotated as mitochondrial import inner membrane translocase subunit TIM50. The transcript has 10 exons. The record is from RefSeq and is a predicted model, not a curated record. Lineage: Eukaryota; Viridiplantae; Streptophyta; Magnoliopsida; Malpighiales; Salicaceae. Gene Ontology annotation, molecular function: phosphoprotein phosphatase activity. The coding region runs from base 135 to 1220 and encodes 361 amino acids.
ACCAAGCACCCAUUUCCCUUUCCCAACUGUCUCUCUCUACAAAAUUCCAGGCAGACACUAAACCCUAUUUAAACCCAGCAAACUCAAAAACAAAAGCAAUAAAAAUAAAAAUAAAAAUAAAAAUAAAAUUAUAUAUGGCUUCCACGGUACUUCGAUCUCGCAUUUUAUCAAUCGUAUCAAGAAACAAUAAACCUAAUCGCAGAUUCUUUUGUUCAAAUAAAGAACCCAUCAUCUCUUCUCAAUCAACUAUACCCGAUCAAUCUGCUGCGGCGGCGGAGGAAGCACCGGCGCAGGCUGCGGGGAUUCGGGAGAAUAAGGCAUGGAACUUUUUCAAGUAUGGAAUUAUUGGCGCUCUCACUGGAGCCACUGCUUUUGCUGGAUACGCUUCUUACGCCUACAGUUUGGAUGAAGUGGAGGAGAAGACGAAAACUUUGCGAGAAUCAGUAAACUAUACUGCUAGUAAUGACGCUUCCAAUGUUGAGAAGUAUCAAGGUUUGCUGUACUCCACAGUGAUGACAGUUCCUGUUAAAGCGGUGGAACUUUACUUGGAUCUGAGGAAGUUACUGGAAGAACAUGUCAAAGGUUUUACUGAACCAGCCUCAGAUAAACUUCUUCCUGAUUUGCAUCCUGCUGAGCAACAUGUUUUUACUCUUGUUUUAGAUCUUAACGAGACAAUAAUUUAUAGUGAUUGGAAGCGUGACAGGGGCUGGCGAACAUUCAAACGACCGGGAGUAGAUGACUUCUUGCAACACCUUGGACGGUUCUAUGAAAUUGUUGUGUAUUCGGAUCAGCUAAGUAUGUAUGUCGAUCCUGUUGUUGAAAGGUUGGAUCCAAACCACUUUAUCAGGUACAGGCUAUCAAGGAGUGCUACCAGGUAUCAGGAUGGCAAGCAUUAUAGAGAUCUUUCAAAACUUAAUAGAGAUCCGGGCAAAAUCCUCUAUGUGAGUGGUCAUGCAUUUGAAAAUAGCCUUCAGCCAGAAAAUUGUGUCCCAAUUAAGCCAUUCAAGAUCGAUGAAACGGGUGAUGUACCUCUGGAUACAGCACUUUUGGAUCUUAUUCCGUUUCUUGAGUAUGUUGCUCGCAACAGUCCAUCUGACAUCAGAACAGUUUUGGCAUCAUAUGAAAGAAAGGAUUUAGGAAAAGAGUUCCUUGAACGUUCUAAAGAUUAUCAGAGGCGAAUGCAAGAACAAAGGCAGCAAGGCCGCCUCUGGCGUCGCUGAGGGCUCGAGGAUAAUGUAAAAUGUAGUAGUAACUGAAGUUUUGGUAGACAGGGAUAUGAAGUGAAGAUUUGCAUUGAAGACAUCAAAGAAUAUUUCACUAAAAACUGGUUCCUUGUUAGAGCUAAGAAUUGAUGAAAUUCCAUUCCCUGCAUAAUUUUAAUGCUGGACACAAGAAAUUGUGAAUUUUCAUCCCUCUUCUUGGAAUCAUAAUUCUUACUAAACUUUCUAGAUUACUAAACUUUUUUUUUUUUUUGUUUCCCCCCCCUGUAACAACACUCUGAUGUUUGCCACUGAUUUUUCUAGUGUUGCAGCAAUAACAGUCCACUUGGCAAUCUAGUUUUUCAAGAUGUGGCUGUUCUGUAAUUGAAGUUUGCAGACAAUGAGACAUGAUGAUCCAUUGGAGUUUGAAAUGUGAGGUCUGUUCGUCA